Notodromas monacha is the source of this 715-nucleotide messenger RNA. Lineage: Eukaryota; Metazoa; Arthropoda; Ostracoda; Podocopida; Cyprididae. The record is from the annotation of a GenBank genome assembly.
GGUACGUAUGGACUUUCCUCUCAUCGUGCUGUUGGCAUACGCUCAACUCUACUGUUUCGCUUCGGUUUAUUUGCUCGCAGUGAAUAAUAUCGGCUUUCUCCUCGAACUCAUCAAAAGCGACGAAAUAAUAUCAAGAGGCAAAAUUUUCCUCCCGAAGGAUAUCAUACAGGAUUUAAUCAUGGGGCUGAUGAGGAAAUCCGAGCUCUGGGAACGGCUGAAUCUGCAAGACGAGAUCGGCAGGCAAAACUGCGUCAUUGUCGUGAUCUGCGGCAUUUUGUUCUUCUCCGCUUGGUGGCUCGUCAUCGACACAAUCGCUGUUUACCCGAAAGAAACCGACUUUGAUCACAGACUGCAUAUCGUCACCUUUCUGAGCUCUUUGUCGAUGCUGAUGGUGAAUCUGGUGUCGAACGACGACGUGCACGAGGCGACGUCGGUGCACAGUCGACUGACGAGGAAUGCGCUGAGGUUAUUUUUGCUGGCCAGUCUGGUGUUGGGAUUUGGGGCUAUGUCUGCUACGACAUUUUUUGUGGUCCAAUAUUACAUCCUGGAGGCAAGAAAGCCAUCUUGGCCCGGAGUCGCAUUCGGUCUGGAGAACGUCUUCAUUUUAGCGUCUUCCCUGAUGUAUCGUUUCGGCAGACGAGAAGACCCGUGGGACGGCGUUUUCUCCUGAUACUCUCGUAUUUUCAUCGAUUAAGAAAGAGCAUUGAAUUUUAAA